Sclerotinia trifoliorum is the source of this 1665-nucleotide messenger RNA. The record is from the annotation of a GenBank genome assembly. Lineage: Eukaryota; Fungi; Ascomycota; Leotiomycetes; Helotiales; Sclerotiniaceae.
AUGAUGAAUAAAACCUUUACAGAGCGACUCCAGUUUGAGCAGAAUUAUAAAGGUGGCGAUUGCGAGACGAUCCACUCAAAUGAACUCCAAUCUGAAGAACUUCCUAUGGAAGUAGUACAGUUUGGUGAGAUAGAAGACCUGAGAAACUCGAUAGCCAAGUUCAUUGCUAUUUACAGCCAGAAAAAUUUACCUCAUGACGAAAAUGCUUAUGCGAAGGUUUUAGAGUGGCAGAAACGCCUUUCGAACGAGCAGCUCGCUAUUACGGACGGAAUAGGCGCUGAAGUUAAAACAGAGACGCCGUAUAUGAAGCAGAUGCUCGCCAUUGUAAGCAGACAGGCAGGAGAAUUAAAACAAGAAAAUCAGGCUAUACAUAACCUCCAAGCAGAACUGGACAUGGCAAGGGUAACCGCCGAGAACCAACGGCAAAAAGCAGAAUCUCUCGAACGGCUCGAAGAGAGCUCAUAGAGGUGAAGAAGCAGUUGCAGCAAGAACGAAUGGUUACUAAGGAUCUUGAAGAAAGGCUAAAAACAGCACACAAUGCCAGGCAAAGAAAUAUAGAACUCGCAAGCACCCUCAAAAGUGAACUAGGUGCAGCCAAGGCAGAGAAUGAAAUACGACUCCAGAAAGAGAAGACGGUUACUCAAACAUUACGGGAAAAGGUAGAGCGAAUUUGCAGCCUGGAAAAACAAUUAAUCGAUUUAGGAACUGCGUUAAAAAGGGCGGAUAAGGGACAAGAGGAAUUGGAGAAGACGAAACAAGAUCUAGAAGACUUGAACCAGAACAUGAAGUCAUCUAGGGAUGAGGCUUAUAAUAGGCUUGAUACCUCCAAAGAUCAAAUCUUGCGUCUGAAAAAUUAUCUGAAAGCAGCUAAUUCCAUACUGAAUAAGAUGCAUAAAAAAUUCGUGAUUGAUAAUGAUGAUAAUGAUGAGCGUAUCAAUGCUUUGAGGAGUCAACUAUUUGAAACGAGAAGUCUGAUAGAUCUAGAGAAAAAGAAGGCCGAAACCGAGGCUGAGCGGUCAAGGAUCCAAGCAGUAGUAGCCAAGGCAAAGACUUCAAGCAGCCAGGAUAUCGGGGAAUUGUUAAAGCAGGAAGAGUGUAUUAAGGAGAGUCUCCUACAGAUUGAAGAGAAAAUGGUUAACACAAGAUUAGAAGUUUUGAGAUAUGCAAAGCAUAAGCUACGCUUCGAAAAUUCUAAGAUACGUCCCCAGGAAAGUGUUAAUUACGUACCUGUGGAAGACUUCACGAAGAAAUUUGAGGAAUUACGUGGUCAGAUCGUUUAUUGCUUUGUAAACAAGAUUAUGACGGUGGUAGAGCUUGGGAAAUACAAAGACUUCCUAGUAAAUCCAAAGCAUCUUGCUGAUAACGGGGAGUUCUUCUACUGUAGCCAUGGUCUACCACGAAAGAGACGUCGCGAACUUAAUGAUACGAAUGAUAAAGAUACGAGUAAUAAGCGGCAGUGGACAGAUAAACAACCAAACGAACAAGCUACCCAGGUAAGCCAUAAGUUAUAGCAUCGAGGACGAAGGUCUAUGUAAGUAAGACAGUUUCCGACGAACCCGAGGCAAGAGUGCCUACUAGCCAGUGAACGUUACAGAAUUCCGUCUUGGCCAACGAUUAGGUGUUGGAACUACCGAAGUGGAGCCUAGCCCCGCCUUCUAUGACUGA